AUGUUUAUUUUUAUGGACAAUGAAGGUUCUUUCAUAACAAAUGUUACAAUCCGUGCACAUCGUUGGUUAGUCGCUUCUUCUUUCUGGUUUCAUCUAUUGGAAUAUAGAGUUAUUUUGGUGACGUUUAUCAAGACGUACCGUUUGCAUUUCAAUAUUUUAUAUAAGCGCACAUGUUUUCAACUGUUGUUGAUGGGCUGUACGAGCUCGAAGCAUGAAUUAUCGAAAGGUGAUCUUGAAUUUUUAAAAUUACAUACAUCAUAUUCAGAAAAAAAAAUUAAAACUUGGUACAAAGGUUUUAUGAGAGAUUGUCCCAACGGUGAAUUGACACGCGAUUCAUUCAUUCAAAUUUACAAGCAAUUUUUUCCCAAAGGACGUGCAGAAAAUUUUUGCGAACAUGUCUUUCGAGCUUUUGACACUGAUAAAAGCGGAAAAAUUGAUUUUAAAGAAUUUUUACAAGCAAUCAAUAUUACAUCACAAGGAACACCUGAUAAAAAGUUAGAAAUGGCAUUUCGUAUGUAUGAUUGUAAUGGUGAUGGUUCAAUCGAUGAAAAUGAAAUGAGACGUAUUAUUGGUGCAAUUUAUGAAUUAAUUGGUGAUGAAAUCGAUAAAAAAGAACGGCAAAUAGAAGCAGAGGAACGUGCUCUGAAUAUAUUUACAAUGAUGGAUAAAAAUUCUGAUGGUAUAUUAAGUCGAGAAGAAUUCAUUGAUGGUUGUUUAAAUGAUGAACAACUUUAUCAGUUAUUAACACAAUCAAGUCGAAUUGGCGAUGAUCGAGAUUCAGAGUCAUCACUAGAAGAUUAA
Molecule: messenger RNA, 801 nt
Organism: Rotaria sordida
Lineage: Eukaryota; Metazoa; Rotifera; Eurotatoria; Philodinida; Philodinidae
Source: the annotation of a GenBank genome assembly